AUGCGCUCUUCUCUGGCAGUUCUCGUGGCCGCGGCCGUUGCUGUCUCAGCCCAGACCCAGAACACGGCUACCAGUGUCUCCGCCGUCGACGCUGCCCGGGCCACUGCCAUCUCGCGCAGUCCGGUCAGCCACGUCAAGGGAAAGGCCUUUGACCGCCUCGCCAUCAUCUGGCUGGAGAACACGGACUACACCCUGGCCGUGAACGACCCGAACCUGGCCUUCUUCGCCAAGAAGGGCAUCACGCUGGAGAACUACUACGGCGUGACACACCCCAGUGAGCCCAACUAUGCGGCUUCCAUCGCGGGCGACUACUUCGGCAUGAACAACGACAACUUCAACUUUGUGGACCAGAACAUCACGACGCUGAUGGACCUGCUGGACGACCGCGGCAUCAGCUGGGGCGAGUACCAGGAGGACCAGCCGUAUGCCGGCUUCGAAGGCUUCGGCUAUGUCAAUCAGAAGACGGGCGCCAACGACUACGUGCGCAAGCACAACCCGGCCGUCCUGUACGACAGCGUGACGCGCUUUCCCGAGCGCGCGGCCCAGAUCAAGAACCUGACGGCCUUUUACGACGAUCUCGAGGACGGCACGCUGCCGCAGUGGAUGUUCAUUACGCCCAACAUGACGUCUGACGGCCACGACACGUCCGUCACCGUGGCUGGUCGCUGGGUGCGCAACUUUCUCGAGCCGCUGCUCGAGGACCGCCGCUUCAUGCAGAACACGCUUGUGCUCAUCACCUUUGACGAGAACGCCACGUACGCCAAGAAGAACAAUAUCCUGGCCCUGCUGCUCGGUGACGCUGUCCCCAAGGAGCUCGUCGGCACCGUCGACAGCAACUACUACAACCACUACAGCGAGAUCUCCACGGCCGAGGCCAAUUGGGACUUGCCCACCCUCGGCCGUUGGGAUGUCGGCGCCAACGUGUUUCAGCUCGUGGCCGAUCGGACCGGCGACACCAUCCGCGAGUGGAACGAGACCGACUUUGCCGCCCAUUACUUCAACAGCUCCUAUGACGGUGUUUUUAACAGCGCUCCCAAGUACGGCGUCUACCCCAAGCCGGCCCUGUGCCUGGUCCACAACGAGCGCCCCGUGUCGCCGAUCGUCAAGGCCACCUGGCGUGGCAGCACCCACUCGAGCUACUACAAGGACACCAUCGAGAACAACGAUGGCCUCAAUCCGCCUGCCGGCUACGACUUCAAAUGA
Molecule: messenger RNA, 1203 nt
Organism: Grosmannia clavigera kw1407
Lineage: Eukaryota; Fungi; Ascomycota; Sordariomycetes; Ophiostomatales; Ophiostomataceae
Product: acid phosphatase phoa
Exons: 2
Coding region: 1-1203 (400 amino acids)
Biological process (GO): phospholipid catabolic process
Molecular function (GO): hydrolase activity, acting on ester bonds
Source: RefSeq, a predicted model, not a curated record